Molecule: messenger RNA, 1432 nt
Organism: Heterotrigona itama
Lineage: Eukaryota; Metazoa; Arthropoda; Insecta; Hymenoptera; Apidae
Source: the annotation of a GenBank genome assembly
AUGGGGGAGGAUUUCGAAAUCGAGGAUUUCGCAGCGUAGGUCGGUCGUGAAAGAUCGAACGAGUUAACGAGACUCGGUUCGUGAUCAGAGACAAGGUUAACAAAAAUAUUAAUGUAAAUAAACAGAUGGAAAUAUCCGUUAAUAACUUGUCAAAAUAUAAGUCGUUCUAAUGACUUGUAUUACGCGUGAGUUCAAUAAUAAUUAAUGAUAUGUAAGUCGUUAUAAUUUAUAAAUAUAAUUUAUAUAUAAUUAUAUUUAUAAAUAUAUAAGUAAAUAUAUAUAUAUUAUAUAUAUAAUUUAUAUUUAUAAAUAUAUAAAUAAAUAUAUAUAUAUAUUAUAUAUAUAAUUUAUAUAUAAUUAAAUAUAAUUUAUAAAAUGACAAUUAAGAUUUGUACAAUCCUGCCUCUGUCGAGACAGAAAUUUAAUCUUAAUUAUCGACAUCGAAUAUCCUUUCAAGGGAGAAAAAAAUUCUUCUCUCACAUUUACGAAAUGUGUGCCGCAAAGAAUAUUAUUUUCUUUCAAUAAAUGAUCCCGAAGAAUCGUUCAAUUUUAAACGGACGAACGAUCGGGACGAUUCUCACAAUUCACAGUCCUCACGACAGACGUUAGAUCGAAGAGAAUCGCAGAGCUGGGGGAGCUAGUUGUCGUUUCGCAAAGCGGAUUGGCGAGUUUUACAACACCGAGCUCUGGCCGUGCUGCUUGGCUACCGGUGACCGAUCGCACGAAUCGCGAAACUUCUCGAACGGAGAGUGCCAAGAGACGCUCGUUAAGGAACACGAAACGCCCGAUAAAAAAAAUUUCAAUUUAUACGCAAAAAAGUGCUGGGAACUUAGAUGAAGAAAGUUCAUAACUGGCCAUUAACUCGUUUGGCCUGACUGCAGCAGGAGCGGCUCUGUUUUCCUGCCCUCUCUUUCUAGUUUGCGCGCGGAGUUUCUCUCUCUCUCUCUUUCGUCUCGAGCCCUUCGCUUUUGUUGCCGUCCUUGCUAUUAUGAUGCACGUCCUCCGAACCAAGUACCAACCUCCAAACACUCUUUGAAAAAUAGGCUUGGAUUUGUUACUCUGUACUUAACGCAUUUAACACGUUUAACGACUUCACGUGACUUAAUUGUUGGCCCGAAUCUAUUAUUAUGCGAUUGAUAUUAUACUGAAGUAUUACUUGCAACAGAUAAGUUGAAGUAUAUAUAAUCAUGUUUAUUCGAUUUAUUUUACUGUGGUGAGGGGGUGUCAUAGGCGACGCUGUGUGUCUCUUCGAUUUUCAUUUACUUUUUUUUUUUUUUUUUUUAGCAAAAUUCAUGUACAAAAAACAUUCUUCAUCUACGCCAUGAAAUGCACGAAAUGGCAGGGAAAGCCAGUGCCGCUGAAGAGGUGUAGUAAUGUUGCUAGAGAAUUCUCUAUGAAAGAAUUCAAAACAAGUAGAUGGAACGAAAGAAAA